GUGUACAGAAACGCUCAACAAGGGUGAUUGCUUCCGCGCGGUUUAGGACGCCUUCGUAUCUAAGGACAAAGGAGUGUGUGGAGCACUCACGAGAGGCGUCGUACGACAGGUCGUAAUGCUAACGAUAGGUUCAAUUCUAGGCCGUGUGGCCAAACUAUCAAUCGGCUCAGUAUCGAGCACCGCAGUUCCGGCGACCAGUGCGCAGAUUCAGACUAUCCGCCCAGCAACUUUCUUGGUCCGACUUGGUGCCGAAGAUCUUUGGAAAUCAGUCACUUCUGUCAGUAAUGCCGGUCGCAAGCGCGGCCGCGCAUCCGGACAUAGUAAAAAGGCGUCAAAAGAUCUAAAUCGAGGACAGAAAAUUGGCAGCGGUCGCAUUAAUAUGCUGUGGCCAGGUUUGAACGCACCGAUUUUUCGAGGAAGAGAAGUAGUUGAACGACAACAAUUGCCCCCUGACCCAGAGCGAGAAAAACGGUUAAUUGAGUUGCGAGAUAAGCAGCAGAUCAAUUUUCGACGUAUAAGGCUGACCCCUUUGGAGAGAGGCUGGUCGGGAACACGGGCGCCAGGCCGUUCUUUGGGACCACCUGAUACCCCUGAGGACAUCGAUAUUAAAGAUUUUGACAGUGUAGUCUUAGAUCUUAGGUUGGUCUCGAAUAUGACGAGCCAUUUGGGCCGUGUGCGACGACACAAAGCUGUAGUGGCUGUAGGAAACGGGAAGGGCCUUCUCGGCUUCGCUACUGGUAGAGGGCCUGAUGGCAAGACUGCCUUACGUAAGGCAAAAAAUAGGGCUUUACUUCGAUUGUGUCACUAUCCCAUGUUUGAGGAGCAUACGGUUCUGCAUGACUUUUUCAGCGAGUAUGGCUGCACAAGGAUUGUAGUCAAGCAGAAGGAACGGGGCUAUGGACUCAAAUGUCAUCGGGCUAUCAUGUCGCUUUGCAAGUUAAUAGGCAUCAAGAAUCUGUAUGCAAAAGUUGACACACGAAAUACGAACCUUCUGUCCCUCACUCGUGCCUUUCUUAUUGGUUUGCAAAAACAAAAAACUCAUCAGGAUUUCGCCGAUGAAAAGAGAUUGCACGUUGUCGAGUUUCGCCCAGAGCAGCUCUACUUUCCACGAAUUGUUGCGAGUCCAAAAACUGGUCCCGUGAGGAAGGAAGACGAAAUUGAUCCUUACGAAGAAUUGGACAUCAAUAUGAUUGUUAGCGAGGGCAGAAUGAUCUAUGCAAGAAAAAAAGCAGAGCCUUUCUAUACGCGGCUUCCCGGCUGGGAGGUCCAUUUGAAGAAGACGGACAACCUUAAGAAUCAACGACAGGUCCGAUUGCGACUUAUGAAGAAAUACGGCGCACUAAAAAGCUUUUUGAAUAUUCGCGAUGAAAAGAAGCUUCCUCUCAAUCAGAUAGGACCCAACGGACAGAUGAUAUAAAUAUUUGUCGUGGUACUUGUACCACUCUCUCGCUUCCCGUUCGCGUGACUCGGUAACCCUCAAAAUGGGGUCGAAUGAUAUGUCGAUUUUUAUGUCGCUUUUUAAAAACUAAAAGUGUUCUCACAUUAGAAUUUUUGAAUAUAUAAAUUGCACACCCAUUGUUUACCUUACUAUGUGUGAUCUAUUUGUGGAGUUAACCGCGCUGAAAAUACACGUUCUUGUUAUUAGAGUGGUACAACUACAUAAAAAGCCUACUGUUAAACGAGACCAGAGGUUACUGCCUGAAGUCCCGCCAACGAUACGUGCUACACAAUUUCUAUACAAAAGGAAAUUAGAGCUACAUAAAUAGUAAACUAAUGACAUCGAGGCUUAUCACAACAUUAUUCUCUAAACUAAAUUAUUGGAAAAGGCUCAAGGCAUAACCUAAAACGAUAUUACAUCGUGAUAUUACGACGUGACAUACAGCAGACAGUAGUAAUCAUCAUGUAAUCAUAAUGUGUAAUCAUUAAAUUAUUUUUGGUACCAA
Molecule: messenger RNA, 1943 nt
Organism: Varroa destructor (honeybee mite)
Lineage: Eukaryota; Metazoa; Arthropoda; Arachnida; Mesostigmata; Varroidae
Gene: mRpS5
Product: mitochondrial ribosomal protein S5
Biological process (GO): translation
Cellular component (GO): ribosome
Molecular function (GO): structural constituent of ribosome; RNA binding
Source: RefSeq, a predicted model, not a curated record